Molecule: messenger RNA, 597 nt
Organism: Pseudovirgaria hyperparasitica
Lineage: Eukaryota; Fungi; Ascomycota; Dothideomycetes; Acrospermales; Acrospermaceae
Exons: 2
Source: RefSeq, a predicted model, not a curated record
CUCUGACAAUUGCGUUUCGCGAAUAAACGCCCAGUACAGUCCCUUUUCCAUUACCCCCAACUCUCAGGCAAGCCGCUCUCCAAAUACCCAGCUCUUUGUUCAGCCGAGUACUAGAAGACACCUAUGACUACUUACAGUGCACACAUCGUUCUUCUAGAUGUAUGAUACCCGCCAAGCAAUGCAAUGCGCAUCGAGACCUUGCGCCCGUCGAACCCUAGUCGUUGCACCAACGUCUACUACGGCGUACACAGGAUCGUUACACGGUAUCAUCAGAGCGUUGCUCCGGAGUCAUAAAUUAAGGAAACCGAGCUCGAAGAGUGUCUGCAUCGCACUUGGCGAACGCUUUUUCUUGCACGUUCGUUACAUUCUCUUCCAGCUAGACACUGAUCUUCCCAAGUUGCAAGGACACCUUUCACUCUCAUCAGGCUCAUUCCAGGUCUGUACUUUCACUGUAAAAUUAACCAUCGCAAUGCCUCUUCCCGCUUUCAAGUGGCAGCGGCCGUACUUAGUACACCAUCAAGUUGCGAUAGAGUCGCUGUACUCGCCUUGUUGUCGGGAUUUUAGCUGAACUCUCGUAGCACACCUCCAACUUAACCG